This is a messenger RNA of Bombus pyrosoma, 7387 nucleotides long. Its product is annotated as proton-coupled amino acid transporter-like protein pathetic. The coding region runs from base 2271 to 3773 and encodes 500 amino acids. Gene Ontology annotation, biological process: amino acid transmembrane transport. Lineage: Eukaryota; Metazoa; Arthropoda; Insecta; Hymenoptera; Apidae. Gene Ontology annotation, molecular function: amino acid transmembrane transporter activity. The transcript is spliced from 6 exons. The record is from RefSeq and is a predicted model, not a curated record. Gene Ontology annotation, cellular component: vacuolar membrane.
ACGCGUAUUACAUAUGAUUUGCUGUUUCGUUCCUUUUGCUACUCGGACGAUUCGUCACGAGAAACGAUUUAGCCGAUUUGAAGAUCUCGAAAGGACUAUCGAGAGAUGGCUAUUGAAUCGCGAAAGGAAGUAUGCGCGUAUAACACGUGUAAGUGAAAAGAUAGACUAGAGUCUUAUGGAGAUGUACAGAUAAACGUCUAGGACUGCAGAAUUCCUUAUUGUCGAGGGAUUAAGAAAUAACGAAAUUCCAGAAUUACGUCUUUUCUACGAAAACUCCUAGUCAUUCGUUUUCCCACUUUUUGCGCAGAGACGUUAGUCUUAUUCAAUAAAAGUUUCCGUGUCGAUUAACAGGGAAGAUAUUGGCACGUCCUUGGAAGAAACGAAGCAAACGUAUACAACUAUGCGCUAGUUGGCAAAAUUUCAUUUUAAAUGAAAUCGCCCUAUCGAUACUGCGAAACAACAUUUCCCCCUUUUGCCAAGAGUUAAGGCAAACAGAUCGAUUCGCAUCGGCCGUGUGUCCUUUGGUCCGAUUCCAGAUUCGGUAACCGGUGAUUUUACGUUACGACCGAUUCCACACUAAACGACGACGAUUACCGAUUGACUCGGACACUGGAUAACAGGGAGUUUACGAAUGGAGGGAAAAGUUAAAGAGCCGUGGGGCGCGCGAGGAAUUUAGAAAUUCAGAGAUUCAGAAAUUCCUAGGAAGCGUUACGGCGCUGGAUGUGCCAAUCUGCCGAUAUCGUUAACCUUGAUUCUAUAGCAGGCCGAACAUCGGCCGAUGCAAGACGAUUAUUAAGCUUGAUAGGCGGAUAAUGAUGCAAAAAUGCGUUCGACGUAAAUGGAUUUGGCAUGUGCGAUGGGAGUGGCGAAUAGUUUCGCAGGCGAAAAAGGAGACGGGUGAAAGAAAAAGAGGUAAAAACGAGCGUCACGCGUCGAGCUCGAGGAGGGGGUGAGACGUAUAGACGAGAAGGGAGAGGGGAGAGGGGAGAAUCGUUCGGUUAGUUGAUGUUAUGUGACGGAGAAACGAGAAAGAGAAAGGUAGAUCGGAGAAGAGGAAUAGAAAAGAAGAAAACGACGAAGCAGAGGAAGAAGAAGAGAAAGACGAUGGAAGUGGUGGCAACGACGCCGGCCCUGCCGACGGUGGUGGUGGUGGUUAGCGUUGUCGGUAGAGGUGGUGAACAUCGUCCGAGAACCCGGAGAAGUGAACGUUGACCGUGAUCAGGAGGGUGCAGUGGGGGUUCGAGGUUGUAUGGAGCACGAUGGUGGGGGAAAAGCAUAGUUACCGAGAGGAGCUUAGCCGUUAGGUCGUUGAGUGGUUCGUGGUUGUGCGUGCGUGUGCGUAUGUGUGAGUAUGUGUGCGUAUGUGUGCGUGUGCACGUACAGUGGUGGGUACGCAUGUAUCGGAUACGAGGAAAGGGACGAAGGAGGUACUAACGCGGAGAAGAGUGGGAGAAAGAGGCGACGGAACUGCGCGCCCGCGGCCUCCCACGUCGCGAAUCAUUCCUAGCCGAGUCUUUUCGACGCUCGCGACGCUUCUCCAGUUCCAUUUCCAGAGAGACCGAUCCUUUUCGUUAUUUCGUCUUUAUGCACGCUUGUCCGUAAACGACACGGUUCUCCACGUCGUGACAGCGUGCGCGCUUUCGCUGGCUCCGAGUGGUAUCGACGUUCCAAAAGCUCCCAAUUUCCACGCACGAUUUUCGUUUUCUCUGCUACGUAUACAUACGUACUUCCUAUUUAGCCCUUUUCUGCCUUUCGGUGGAAGUUUCGCCUGUUCGCUUCUCCGUCUCCCAUAUUCGCAGAUUUCUUUAGCCUAGUCACAUCCCCCAAGAGCGGCCGAGAGACACAGGCAAGGAGAAAGCGUAGAAAAAAGUCUGUAAAGAAAGGAGGAGGAUCAGUGCAAGCACGUCUGUUCGUGAGGUCGAUUCGCAAUCGUCGAAAGUAAAACGGUUCGUUGGUUCCCGCCCGACAAGGCUGUGUAGUACACGCGGUUCUCCUAGGAUAUAUACCGAUACGCCACCCACCGUUUGUGUAUGUGCCACUUUGUCUGCACGCGUGUUGGUACCAUACGAUCACGGUUGCGGUGUUCGCACCUUGCAGAAGUGAAUUCGGCGAUUCGGACCGGACAACAGCCGGACCAGCCACUUUAACCGCCUGGCUUGGUCUUCGAUCGAUCGAUCGAUCGGAGAGAAACUAGCUCGUUAGAGCCCCAGAGUAAACGUACACAGAGGCUCAUUUUUAAUACACGAGAUCGAUCGUGAUUUUUAACCAGGAUGUCGCACAAGAUGCUGAGCCAAGGAGCGCCGGUUCACGGGGGCAGCUCACAGAGAACGCCAAUGCGCCCAAUGAUAGCGGAAUACGACCCAAAGAAGCACGGUGUGAAAACAGAACUGUCAGACACGGUUCUUGUCAAAUACAAGUGCGAGAAAAAUGACAUACCGAUUACCGUCACGAACGGCUCGACGUUACCGCUCGUGGAAAGACCGAACGACGAGGAAGCGGCUCUUUACAAUCCGUUCGAGCACAGGAAGUUGGCCCAUCCGACCUCGGAUCUGGAUACGUUGAUACAUCUUUUGAAAGGAAGCUUAGGAACGGGAAUUCUAGCGAUGCCAAUGGCCUUCCGUAACGCCGGUCUGUUGUUCGGCCUGAUCGCUACCUUCUUCAUCGGUGCUGUUUGUACCUACUGCGUUCAUAUUUUGGUCAAAUGCGCUCAUAAUCUAUGCAGGCGGACUCAAACGCCGAGUCUAGGGUUCGCCGAAGUCGCGGAAGCCGCGUUUCUGGUCGGUCCUGAGCCGGUACAGAAAUACGCUCGCCUAGCCAAGGCGACGAUCAAUUCGUUCUUAGUGAUCGACUUGAUAGGCUGCUGCUGCGUGUACAUAGUUUUCAUUUCAACCAACAUCAAGGGGGUGGUCGACUACUAUACGGAGACCGAUCGCGAUGUUCGAUAUUAUAUGGCGGCGCUGUUGCCUUUCUUGAUCGCUUUCUCGCUCGUGAGAAACCUGAAAUUCCUGGCGCCGUUCUCCAUGAUCGCCAACAUAUUGAUCGCCACUGGAAUGGGGAUCACGUUCUACUACAUCUUCAGCGACUUGCCCAGCAUUAGCGAUUUACCCAACUUUUCGAGCUGGUCUCAGUUACCUCUGUUCUUUGGCACGGCCAUCUUCGCUCUCGAAGGCAUCGGUGUGGUGAUGUCUCUCGAGAACAAUAUGAAAACCCCGACGCAUUUCAUCGGUUGCCCAGGUGUGCUCAACACUGGCAUGUUCUGCGUGGUAUUGUUGUACAGCACCGUCGGUUUCUUCGGCUACUGGCGGUACGGCGAGGACACGAAAGCCUCGAUCACUCUGAACCCGGAGCAAAACGAGGUUCUGGCCCAAUCGGCCAAGUUAAUGAUCGCGGUUGCCAUCUUUCUCACCUACGGUCUCCAAUUCUACGUUCCGAUGGAAAUUAUCUGGAAGAACCUGAAACAAUAUUUCAGCUCGAGGAAACUCCUCGGCGAAUACCUAGUCCGUAUCCUGAUGGUGAUCUUCACGGUGGGAGUGGCGAUCGCUAUUCCAAAUCUAGGUCCGUUUAUCUCCUUGGUAGGCGCUGUGUGCCUAUCCACUCUGGGUUUGAUGUUCCCUUCUGUAAUCGAACUGGUCACCGUAUGGGAACAAGAGAACGGUUUAGGGGCAUGCUACUGGAGGCUCUGGAAGAACGUAGCUAUCAUCCUGUUCGGUGUGUUGGGUUUCAUAACCGGAACCUACGUCAGCAUCCAGGAGAUCAUCGAAGAGGACAAAUGAAGCGCCGGGUUCGAAGGAGCUGCGGUGCGACGGAAUAAUCGCUCAGCGCGUACCACAGAUGCCGGCGUGUCGUUGGACACCUUCCGCGCUCUCGUCGAGCGAACUCGUCGUCCGACCGGAGGAACGACGAUUACGACCACCGGGAGGGUGGGUGAUGCUGUCGCAGCUGGAUCAUCCAGCGAAAGGUCAUGCGAGCGCGCGAGCUCUCGACUCGUAGCUUCGUCUCGCUCCUUUUCUAUCGUUUCACUUCACGCUAUUGAUGGCACGACGGCUGUAUCGACGACGAAGACGUUAUCCGUUAGAUAGGAUCCAUCGUCGAUCCUCGGAUCUUGUUUCUCUCUGUUUCUUAUUUCUUUGCUGUAAUCGUGCGCGUGUACCGUCUCUAGAUACUACGAAGAGUUUGCGUAUCGAAUUUCUAUACGAAAAAUUACUUGUACGUAUCUCUUGGAUCUUUACUUUUCCGAGCGUGAGUUUCUCUUUCCUUUGUUUCUUUUUUACUUUUUUUUUUAAUGAAAAUUCAGUUCCUUCCAGUUCAAAAUUCAGUUCCUUGUGACGAUAACGAUAAUACAGGAAAAAUGCAAAGAGUAGAGAUACGCAAAUUUCUUUCACGCGCAAAGCAAUGUUAAUUAAGCAAAGAGAAUCCUCACCACUGCUUCGCCACUUUCCAUGCGACCCGCGUAACCGAUGUACAACGCGUACGACAUAAGCGCGUGGCUAGAUAUUAUAGAAAAUUCGAUCGAUCUUGAGCGAUUUACGUCAGAAUCGUCGCUACUGACGUCGGGCUGUACAACACCGUACGCCAAAUAAUGUACGGUAAGAAUCAUUAAUGCGGUAUGUUGACCUUUACGUAGGCGGUUCGAUAUGUUCUAUUACGCAACAACUCUGCGAAUAAAUGAAAUUUUCAUAUUAUAUCUUUCAAAUUGUCAAAUUCUCAGUUUCAACUUUCCACUUGUUCGAUCUUUCAUUUCGUAUCCUUCGAGUUUCUGAAUUUCGAAAUUUUCACACAGUUAGAUUGGCAAAUUUCCCAAAUUUUCCAAAAUUUAUUUCACUUCGUGCGACAUCAAUGAUUUUUACCGCGCAUCCCUAUACAUUCGAGCGAUUAACCGAGCAAAGUCAAUAGCACAACGUGGCUCGGAGUACCCGGAUCCACGACACGCGGGAUCCGUGAGAAUUAUUGAGACGAGUAUCAUCAAGUACGUGGAUAGAGGCGCCCAUUUUCCUCUCCUCAUUUCUCUCCUUCUCUACCCCCCCUCUCUCUCUCUCUCCUCCCCUUUCCCUCUCUUUCUCUUUUAUUAUUUAUUCGCGUUGCGUCGAUCGUGCGCACGACGAAGCUUUACCAUCGACUUGACACAACUGCGGGACGGUUUCUUUUUAUCGUUUUUAGUAGCUUACGUACGUAUUACGUACGAGUAUAGAUACGUAAAUUAUACUUAAGCGUCAUUUUUACAUACGAACAAGAACCGUUCACGUUUUAUAUUUCUUUUCUUUCUUCUUUCGCAUUAACGUGCGUUCGUUCGUUCAAUUUCGCCGUGACAAAAGAGCGAUCUGUAAGAUAAAGAGGUUUCCGAGGCCGAUCAUCGAUCGAAACUAUUUUAUAGCUGAUAAUGAGAAAUUAUCUUCUUAUCGUAGAGCUUGCUAAUCACAUUCAAAAAUCAGAACAGAACACAACGGAACACAAUAGAACACAACAGAAUAAAACGGAACAGAAUAGAACAGAGUAAAACGGAACAGAGCAGAGCAGACCAGAACAGAACGGAAUAGAACAGAAUAGAACACAACAGAAUCAGUUACUAUCGAUCAUUAACAAUUUUUAAUGCACGAAGAUAAUAAAUCAUUGAACCGAAAUAGAAGAUUGAUCGAUUUAACACCGCCGGAAAUCGCCAAUCUGUUCCUAGUGCACAUUGCACAAAAAGAGACGAAAGAAAACGUACAAAAAGUGUUUAUUAAUUAAGAGUAAGAAACGUAAUGGCACGUAGGUGUGAUAAUAUGGCGACAUGCACGCUUGCUAGUUUGUAAGAAGUUUAACGAGAGACGCCGACAUUUACGCGUUGCGCGUCGUCAUCCGAGAUUAGGAUUGGAUUUUGGAUCUUUGACUUGGCAUCGAAAAGAUUAAAUCCGAACUAAUCGAAACGCCCAUUUCGAUCACCAAGGUGAAUUCACAACAAAUACGCUGAAUAGACGCGUAAUAUCGAUUUGUCGAAUCGUGUCGCAGUCUUAGAGAACAUCUUCGACGAUACAAAUCUCGUGAAAAUCUCAAAGAAGAUCGUUCGUUCUAUCGGAAAGGAAUAAUCGUCAGAGCUGGACGAAUACUUCGCAGGACAAUAAAAGUGAACUUUUUUAUUAACGACAAAUGAAAAUGAUAAUCUUUUCGAAGAAUAGUACAAAGACUAAAUAGAAUGCGUAACAAUCCGUUUCUCACUCUCGUUUCCGUAUUCGAUUCGAAAUUAAUUCAUAGAAUUUUUGGAUCGUUCGUCGUUUGGAUCUGAGAUCCGAGAUCGCACGAUCCACUCGACGAGCAAGGGAUCUUGACGAAAUUAAAACCGCCAAUUUGAGCUUUAUAUUUUCUUGAAGAGCUAUUUUUAUUCAAAGAGUAAUACGCUUCGUGAUACGUGUCGCACAGCGACAGAUCGUGAGGGCACGAUCGUUCAUCGUUUCGACUAUUUUCGAUCGCCGUCCGCGCCAUUUUUCUCCUUCGUACUUCGAAGGCACGCGAUACUGUCUUUUUAGUGCCUUGAUUCUUUCGCCUCGCGGAAAUCGUAGGAUGUAAGACUGGAUUUUGUGCAGAAUGUGUGACGAAAGUUGUUAUAGAUUAAUAUCGCUGCGAGUAAAUUUGUUUUUCUUACAGUGUCAAGCUUAUUAGACCAUGACAACUUUAGCGAUGUAUUCUGCGCGUUAAACGAGAAUCUAAAUCUCGUCGUGUUCUGUUUCGAUCUUGGAACGAUUUAUUAAGUGAUUCUUCAACCGCAACAAUGUAUUUUAUACGAGAAGAAACGACGUAGAAAGACACAAUUCAUCGAGAAUAGAAUAACCAAUGCACGGUAGUUAUUGCCAUUUUCGGAAAAAUGUUCGUAUCUGGUGUACGCGUUUCAUUCGGAACAGGGUAGAAACGAACUGUUCCUCUUACUUUCUCGAGCCACGGAAAACUGCUGAAUUUUGCCAAACUUCGUCCAUGUUUCGUCAUUUUCUGUACUCUUCCAUUCUUUUUCCAUCGAGAGUCUUUGUUGUCUUUUUCCUUUUUUUUUUUUUCUACACAUAUGCGUGUACGUAUGAUAUUUUGUACACGAUAGCACACGCGAAUAGUUCGGGGUAGUUGUACCGUAAUUUUAAAGCCAAGAAAAUUCUGUCGUAACGAGGACUCCAUAGACUCUAGGUAGGAUCGUGAUUUAUCCAACGUAUUUAAGAGACGAGAAAUUACAGACAUGUAUAGAUAUACCGUUCCGCCGCUUUUUUUUACCUCGGACUUCCAUGAUGAAUCGCGCGUCUUUGUGGCAAUGGUUGCCGCGCAGAGGAUGUCGUUUCACGUGCACGCGUGUUUCGUGCAUGCCGUCAAUUUUUGUCGGUCAUUGUACCAAACAAUGUUAUGAAUAUUUAAUACACAACGAUUUGCAAAAGAA